AUUGUGCUCAGAUUCAUUUAUGGUACGUUAGAGGGUGCUGAAUGUUGACUACCCUUUCACUUUGUUUGCGACAGCCGAGUUGUGUGCAUUAGUGAUUCAUGUCUCGUUGUGUUUGUUAGCCAUUGAAAUCUAGCAGUAAAUCACCGAACUGACAGGAAAAGUCCUUCCUGCACUUUUGACUUCAACUUAGAGGUUUUAUUGUCACGUGUUUAUCUUACGAUAAAGCAUACAAAUGAGCUACUAAUGCGAGAAGAGCAUAAAGAACAGCUGUCUGCUCUUGAAAUGCGCUGCUCCUAUGUGAUUCUUACCGACCAUACGAAGAGCUCCUCCUGCGUGUCGAAGUCCGGACACCCGGCGUAGUAGGAGCCCAAUGCCAUCUUGUGUCCCUGUUAUAACCACAGGAAGACGUGGAAGUAGCAGCAGUAGCAGCAGCUCUGCCAGAAUACCUUCGUCUUCCAGUCCCAGACGUGACACAAGUCCUACCUAUCCAGAAGGACCGAUGAGGUGUAUCAGUCCUUCGGAAGAUUCCCCUGGAAGUCAUCAUCGUGUUCAUUUAAUCGACACGAAAUUAUGUCGAGAGACUUCACCUUCCGGAAGAAGAGUUUCUUCCGCUGAUGGUCGUAACAAUGAAAGUGCGCCUUCAUCCUCUCCUGGUUCGCGGCAGCUGAAGUUCGGCAUGGACCGUAUUCUGUCUGAAGAAAUAUCCCCCACCAUUCGGAGACACCAGUAUCAGGAUUCGGUAGUGAUAGCUCCCAAUAUACCAUGCUCGGAGUGUGUAAGUUCGCUGCUGCGAUGUUGCAGACUGAAUGCUCCUGGUUGCGAGUCUACGUCGGGGUUCUGCACGCCGUUCUCCCCUGGAUACUACACCACCCUCCACACUCCCCGACCUGUUCGCCCCUACACAAACAUUCUGGCAGCGGAUGGAAUGCACAUGUCUUCAUCAGACCGCGGUGGUGCUGCUGUCAGUGGAGGGGGAACAAAUAAACGCAAACGAUCAUGGUCACGAGCUGUUUUCUCCAAUCUUCAGCGCAAAGGUCUAGAGAAAAGGUUCCAGCUCCAGAAGUAUAUUACCAAGCCCGACAGGCGACAGUUGGCAGCCACACUUGGGCUCACAGAUGCUCAGGUGAAGGUGUGGUUCCAGAAUCGCCGCAUGAAGUGGCGUCAUAGCAAGGAGGCCAAACACCAGCAAAGUAGCACCAGCAUUAGUGAGAGCAGAAGCACAAGGGAAGAACCAGGUGGUCCAGACUCAACACAGGAGCCAGAGAUAGACAUCCAAACAGUGGACAGCUGAAAAUGGGAAAGAUUAUAUGUACAAGUCUGCAAAAUUGUGGUUCAGGAAAAGAAAAGACAUAUUAUAUGACACUGUCCCACAUAUGGAUAGAGACCACGUGAAGGUAUAAUUAGAUAUUUUGCGAGUAAUGUGAUAGAACUACAAAUUCAGUCACCAACCUGCAGGUUGUCUGAUAUCUGUUAAUGAAACAUGCUGAACUUUAUGGUCUGUGUCUUAAUCCUGCAUACUGCAUAAACAAAAUGAACAGUUUUCAGUGACUUAGACUUUCACAGUCUGUUGUUUUGUUUUCCAUAUUUACGUCAGGCAAUGUCUGACUCUUACAGAUAUUUUCAUGCUAUGUCUUUCUUUCCUUUUUUUAAAGAACCAGUGAGUAUUCUGUUGAGCCAUGAUUCAGCUAACAUUUAUUGCCACAUAUUUGACUUCAUUGCCUUGCUAAAGUUGUCCUUCGUUUUAGACAUGGCUGCAUAUUUGAAUUUUAAUUGUACAGUAAUGCAUCUUGAUAAGUUUGGUUAUAGAUUAUCUCAAAUGAAUGUAUGGAUCAGACAUUUGUAACUUCAUAACUUUCUUCUCUCAGCACCACCAUGAAGUUCAAAGCACCUCUUGUACCCUCCCCUAAGUUUUUUCUAAAAAUAGGAUUUAUGUUAUAAAAUUGCAUGUCUGUAUAUUUAUGCAUAUAAUAAUCUUUUAAUUAAUUUUGUAAAAGUGUUUUCAGUAGAUAGAUACAUAUCCAGUUGAUUAAAGCUGCAAUCUUACAAAAUCAUAUGCAUACAAAUUGUGAAGAAAGGAUUUUAUAUUGUUUCUAGAAGUUUAUAAUCAAUGGAAUUUUAUCUGCAGCUUUCAUUUAACUGAAACAUGGUUUAAAACAGACAACAGCAUUUUAGGUGAGAUUUCAGAAGAAAACCAUCUUCCACAGAAUUUCAAUAUUUACAAUUAUUUUGCAAUUUAUGAAAUUAAAGAAUACUUUUGAAAUGUGCCUCAAAAUAUUGCUUGAACAUGUAAGACUUGCAUAGAAGCAGAUAUUUGGUACUUUGAGGCCCUUCUGUUGAAUAAUGUAAGUCUACAUUAUAUGCAUGAGAAAGCAUACAGUGGUGUAUUAGCAGUCACUCUGUAUGGCAAUGAUUCUGUUUUGUAUUGCACUGAGUCUGGCACAAUAAAGACUCUGUAUGUCUCUUAUGUAAUUUUAAAAUAAAUCAUGCAGAAACAAUGGUCUUUACAUACUUGCAUAAAAAAAUGAAAUGAGUGAAAUAAUUAUAUUGUUGAAAUUGAAGAGAGUUUUCAAAGUGUCUAAACUAAUUAAUGUUGUUAAUUACUUAUUUAACAAAACUUACCACUGCCUUUAUUCAACCCUUGGUGAUUGAGGACUGGGGAGUGUACUUUUCUGGCCUCAUAUGAGACUCUCCUUUAACAUUUUAGGCAUGUUCAUGGAAGAUUCUGACCAAAGAUAUGAUGUAUCUGAGAUUUGUUAACAGUUAACAAUGUAAAUAGAAUAUAAGGCAUCAAUAUUUUUUAUCAUUUCACUUAUUUGUGAAUAUAUAUAAUUGAUAUUUUCCACAAAUAAUAUCCAUGAAUAAUUUUUACAUAAAGUUUCUAGCUAUGUGGUAGAUGAGGAUUUAUUUUGUGGUAAUAUCUGUUUUGUUUGUCUAAUAUAUUCUCAGAAGAAAUAUGAUGCAAGUAAAUUCAUAUCUUGACAUAAAUGUU
Messenger RNA from Zootermopsis nevadensis, 2989 nucleotides. RefSeq names its product Homeodomain protein 2.0. Gene Ontology annotation, biological process: regulation of DNA-templated transcription. Gene Ontology annotation, molecular function: sequence-specific DNA binding; DNA-binding transcription factor activity, RNA polymerase II-specific. The record is from RefSeq and is a predicted model, not a curated record. NCBI's taxonomy places the organism in Eukaryota, Metazoa, Arthropoda, Insecta, Blattodea, Termopsidae.